Molecule: messenger RNA, 654 nt
Organism: Clonostachys byssicola
Lineage: Eukaryota; Fungi; Ascomycota; Sordariomycetes; Hypocreales; Bionectriaceae
Source: the annotation of a GenBank genome assembly
AUGCCCUCGCAAAAGAAACCAAUCAUCCAAGGCCACGGGAGCGGCACGGCAAAUGAGACUCUGAGCACUGCGCCCCUCUUCUUCCACCACGAGGACCGGAAAUACGGCGAGUUCAGUCAGUGGUACGGCUCCAGCUUCGUCGUCAGCAAGCUGCAAAUCUCCGCCCUCGUCGGGCAGCCUGUGAGCUCCUUCUCCUCCCCGGACGACUACAGCGAUGACAUCUCAUUCGUCACGGCGGAGCAGUUCAUGAUGUUCUGUAAAGCGGUCUGCUUCGGGGAUCGUAGCAUUGCCGCGCAGAUCCUGCAAACCCGGGACCCGAGGGAUCAGAAAGGCCUGGGCAGAGCCGUAGCUGGUUUCGACCCCGUCAAGUGGGAUGCGGUCAAAAGCGCUGUAGUGGCGGCGGCGAGCUUGGCAAAGUUUGGCCAGAACGAGGAGUUGAGAGCUCUCUUGCUGGGUACGGGACGUAGAGAGCUCACUGAAGCUGCCCCUAAUGAUCGGAUCUGGGGCAUAGGAUUCAGUGAAAAGGACGCGAGGAACAUGCGUAGCCGGCGCGAAUGGGGAGAGAAUCUACUUGGGAGGGCCUUGGUGGUGGCCAGGGAGACUCUGCGGAUGGAGGACAAAAGGCACCUCGAAGGCGCAGCCGGCCACCGCUGA